Molecule: messenger RNA, 2364 nt
Organism: Harpia harpyja (harpy eagle)
Lineage: Eukaryota; Metazoa; Chordata; Aves; Accipitriformes; Accipitridae
Product: chondroitin sulfate synthase 3-like
Exons: 3
Coding region: 256-1272 (338 amino acids)
Cellular component (GO): membrane
Molecular function (GO): glucuronosyl-N-acetylgalactosaminyl-proteoglycan 4-beta-N-acetylgalactosaminyltransferase activity
Source: RefSeq, a predicted model, not a curated record
GACCAGCCGCCCCGGUGACAAGGUGCCAGCGGAGCGGCGGGGCCGCCGCUACUGCUCCGCCGUCCUCGCCGCCGCCCUCCCGCCCGGAGAAGUUUGACUCGGGAGCAGCGCAGCCGCCCGGGCCGUCGCGGCGAGGCAGGGAGCCGCGCCGGGAGUCGGCGCGCCCGGGGCCGCCGCGGGACGGGGGUCGCCUCCUGCGGGAGGCGGCGGGGGGGACACCGGCGGCGGCGCUCUGGGAGCCGCCCCGCCCGCGCCAUGGCAGCGCGGUCCCGGAGACCCUGGCUGAGCGUGGUGCUGGGGCUGGUGCUCGGCUUCACCGCCGCCUCCUGGCUCAUCGCCCCCAAAGUGGCCGAGCUGAGCAACAAGAAGAGGCGCGGCGCCAGCCUCUGCUCCUACUACGGCCGCUCGGCGGGGCCGGGGGCGGCCGGGGGCGCGGCGGCGCCGGGCGGGCAGCAGGCGCCGCCGGAGGCAGCGGCGGUGCUGGGCGGCACGAGUUUCAGGAGCAGCCCCUGGGAGCUGCCGCCGGCGGCGGAAGAGGGCACCGUCUCCAGCCCCGCCGCCGGCGGGGAAGGGGAGCCGGAGGAGGAGGAGGAAGGCGCCGAGAGGCGGCGCGGCCGGCCCGGCGGCAGCCACAACGGGAGCGGGGACUGGGGGGCAGCCCCGGGCUGCGCCAAGCCCCGCAACUUCCUCUACGUGGGGGUGAUGACGGCCCAGAAGUACCUGGGCAGCCGGGCGGUGGCGGCGCAGCGGACGUGGGCGCCCUCGGUGCCGGGCCGCGUGGAGUUCUUCUCCAGCCAGGGCUCCGCCGCGCCCCCCGGGCUGCCCCCGCUGCCCGUCGUCGCCCUGCCCGGCGUGGACGACUCCUACCCGCCGCAGAAGAAGUCCUUCAUGAUGAUCAAGUACAUGCACGACCACUACCUGGACAAGUACGAGUGGUUCAUGCGGGCGGACGACGACGUCUACAUUAAAGGUGAAAAAUUGGAGGAGUUUCUUCGCUCACUGAACAGCAGUAAGCCUCUGUAUUUGGGACAGACUGGUCUGGGUAAUAUUGAAGAACUCGGAAAACUUGGGCUGGAGCCUGGAGAGAAUUUCUGCAUGGGAGGGCCAGGAAUGAUCUUCAGCCGGGAGGUUCUCAGGAGGAUGGUGCCACAUAUAGGUGAAUGCCUUCGAGAAAUGUACACCACUCAUGAGGAUGUGGAGGUGGGCAGGUGUGUCCGAAGGUUUGGAGGAACUCAGUGUGUUUGGUCAUAUGAGGAAGCAAAUUUCUUUUGAAAUCUCUGCUAAAUAUGGUUUUCAUGUUGUAAUGGCAAUUUCCAGUCUUUGACAAAUAUCUAAAGGAAGAUGGAUUUAUUUUGUCAGUGGAUUUCAACAUGGUAAUUCAGGUCUGUAUGCAGAAGGCAACUAAUGCAGUGCACUGUCUGUUAGUUUCCUUGACCACAAAAUCGCAGUAAAAUUCUGCUCUGGUCAGUCAAUGGAUCGAGGCUUGUUGAAGGCUGUGCAGGUCUGGUUGGUCUACAGAGGCAAAAUGUUGAAAAUGGAAAAAAAAUGUGUUAUGGUUAUCAGCUUGUAUCUCAGUAAUGAUAUGGCUGUAGGGAGUAAAUUAAUCUGGUAAAAAGUAGUUUUGGCUGUACGUGAAAGAAGGCUUGCUCCAUGUGCCUGAGGUAGAUGAAUGGGGAGAACAACAAAAUAGUAAGAAAAAACUGGCGGAGGCUUGGAUUGUAAUCCUGUUUGACUUGAAAUACUCUGGGUUAAGCAAUAUGCAGAAAAAGUGGGCAAAAAUAUGUACUUUCUUUUUUUUUUUUCUUAAUAGAAAAUACUAAAUAGAUGGAAAAGGUCUGUUCUAUGGGUUGCAAAUGCAGGCUUGGUAUUUACUAUUUAACCAGUAAAAAGUAGGAACUGAGUAUUGUAGGUCACUGAUGUUUGUGUUUACAGUCUCUGGAUACCAGCUCUUUUUAUUCUUUGACAAAGGAAAGACAUGUGCUCUGCUUGAUUACUUACUGGCCUAAUAAUAUAUAUCUGUCUGUUUUAUUUACUGUGACCAGACCUUUAGGGAAGGCAAAUUAAAUAUUUUAUAUAUGUAAUUUGAACAAUUUGAUACUAAUCCUAUUUAGUAAUUUUAAUUCUUUAAUAAUGAAUAUAACACCUUCUUUUUCUCUCUUCUUUUAAAUAUUACUGGCAGUAGUAAUGUUAAGUCUGUACAUCUCAGCAGAACAUUGUCAGCUCUACGAUGUGUUCAUUUCUUCCCCAUUAAAUGAUCAAGAAUACUGUUUUUUAAUUUGAUGUCAUGUCAAUCUCCUAUUUUAGAACUUGUGGGAUUAUGUUGACUGGAUAACAGAGUGUGUGUAGGAACUAAUUUGAUUUGUA